Messenger RNA from Pyricularia grisea, 1149 nucleotides. RefSeq lists its product as uncharacterized. The transcript has 3 exons. Bases 1 to 945 code for a protein of 314 amino acids. The record is from RefSeq and is a predicted model, not a curated record. Lineage: Eukaryota; Fungi; Ascomycota; Sordariomycetes; Magnaporthales; Pyriculariaceae.
AUGGAUCGCCACCUGCACAUGCUUCACAAGCGCACUGCAAGGCAGACAACCCAUGGCGGUUCAAAAACCUCUAAAUCCAGCAAUAGUAGCAACAUUGUUUCCGACGUAAAUGUGCCGCAGACAAGUCUCCGGGAGCGUCUGGCUCGUUUUAGCAAUGAGCAAAAGAAGGACCCAAACAAGGCUGUUGAGACCAUCUCCCAUGACAGCGACCCCACCACGGCCUUCUUUAAUCGUCUCAAGCGUCCUGUUCCCGCGCACGAGGAUGGCGCACCUCGGCAGCAAAAGAGGGCCAGGCGGCCAUACGAACAAGAUACGAGCAGCUCGCCAAUAUUUGUUGCAAGGGAGACCGCAAACCAUCAUCAGAAACGGAGGCCAGUGGCUGGGGCAAUUGAAGCGACAUAUGCCGUGAAAGCAGAUGAGCUCGAGCGGGCCACCAACGAGAAGCUCGAUCAGGCCCGAGACCAUCUCAAAACGCAGAUUGAGGAUAUGAAGCAGCAGGAAGGUCACUUUGUCGACGAGCUCAAGGCUCGACAGCAACUGAUUGUAACCCCUCUGUACGACCUCAAGUUUGCAUCCGGCUCCCGCAUGGAAAGGAACCUCGGCCGGAUCGUCGCCGAUUUUCGGGCGGAGAAGAAGACUGUAGAGAAGGCGGUUUCAGGCCUUUGGGAUGAGUGGGAUAAUCUCAACAUCCAGAUCAGGCAACUCUGCGACCGUAUUGUCACAGCCGACGAUAAUUCACAGGACGAGGACCUCGAUAGCAAGGUUCAUGAUGUGUUAGAAGCUGCUUCCAAGGAGUUGGAAGACUUUGGCGCAGAGGCUAAAAAGGAAUUGGAAAAGGCUGAAAAAGACGCUGAAAAGCAAAGGCGGAAGUUGAGGGAGUUGUGGAUUGAAGAGAAGGCAAGAGAAUAUGACAAUGCUCACAGCAGGAAGCUCAAGUUCCGCUAGUGUGCUAUGAGGGCAAGACUCCAAGCACGAGAUGCUGGCAAUAAAAAACCAGAGUUUGCACUCUGUUUGGGGAGGACCGGUCAAAGGGUUGACGCUCGAUAUGAUGAACGUAAACUGGCGAUAUUGGAGGAACGCUACAUUCUUCAAGAUGAUUGCUUUGCUGACACCCAUUUGGAAGAUGAUCUUAACCCAUUUAGCUUCACC